Echinococcus granulosus is the source of this 1083-nucleotide messenger RNA. Its product is annotated as Solute carrier organic anion transporter family member 5A1. The transcript is spliced from 7 exons. The record is from RefSeq and is a predicted model, not a curated record. Gene Ontology annotation, biological process: transmembrane transport; sodium-independent organic anion transport. Lineage: Eukaryota; Metazoa; Platyhelminthes; Cestoda; Cyclophyllidea; Taeniidae. Bases 1 to 1083 code for a protein of 360 amino acids. Gene Ontology annotation, cellular component: membrane.
AUGACAGAAAAUGCCGUGUUGGGUGUCCUAACGGGUGCCCUUCUGAUGCGGCGCUUUCGCCCCUCUAUCAAACAAACUCUCCUCGCCUCUCUGGUACCCCUAUUCGCGACCUUGGCAACGGUGCUCAUACUUAUGCUGGGACUCAACUGUUCGGCCAAUCAAAUGGCUGGAGUGACUGCCACGUAUGACGGAAUAUCCCCUAUCAGUUGGCGGUUAAGUGGAUCCCUCCUUCGACAUCCAUUCAACCUUACGGCUCCCUGCAACUCCUUGUGCCGAGUACGAGUUGAUCCUAAUAGCGACGAUGAUCUGUUCUCCUGCCCCCUUGCCUCCGACUACAACCCGGUGUGUUGGGAGUCAUCCAUACCGGCAUCAUGGAAGGGGGAAGCGAAGGCGCAGAUGUCUUUCCUUAAUCCCUGUCUCGCCGGAUGUGUCUCGCAGGGAUUUCACACCGAGCCUGAUGGCAAAGUGGUGGAGAUAUACACCGAUUGUAAUUGCGUCACCAACACCAGUCUCGUGCCGGAGGGUGUCCACUCCAUCGGCGGUAGUGGCAUCCGUGGGAUCACAAAAAAGGGUGUCUGCAGACCUCAAUGUCUCCGCUACGCGCCUUUCCUCAUCGUUACCUUCCUCACAAUCUUUCUCACCAGCAUAAAUCAGAAUCCCAGCAAUGUGAUCACUCUGAGCUGCGUAGCUCCAGAUGACGGAACGGCAGCACUUGGGCUUCAAGUCUUCUUUUCUCGAACCCUCGCUUUCAUUCCAACGCCCAUCUACUUCGGUGCCCUAAUGGAUCGCACCUGCCGCGUACGAGCAUUGCCACAGCGAUUAAUUUGUGAGUCGCAGCAGCACCACCUUCUCCUACUAUCGGCGACGAAGUUGGCUUCACUGGAGGGCGCCUGUCUGGAGUACGACGUGCAUGCGCUCCCCUUCGCCUGGCUUGGCGGGGUGACAGUCUUCAAGUGUCUCAGCAUUCUUAUCGCUAUUCUCACCUGGCGCUACUCCUGCCGUUUGGAUGCACGGCAAAAGAGAAAUAAAGCGAUCCUCGCCGAAACGGGCGAAUCGCAGCUGCCAGAAGCGCAGGGAGGAUGA